Messenger RNA from Coniophora puteana RWD-64-598 SS2, 724 nucleotides. RefSeq lists its product as uncharacterized. The record is from RefSeq and is a predicted model, not a curated record. Gene Ontology annotation, molecular function: peptidyl-prolyl cis-trans isomerase activity. NCBI's taxonomy places the organism in Eukaryota, Fungi, Basidiomycota, Agaricomycetes, Boletales, Coniophoraceae. The transcript has 8 exons. The coding region runs from base 83 to 604 and encodes 173 amino acids. Gene Ontology annotation, cellular component: intracellular membrane-bounded organelle. Gene Ontology annotation, biological process: protein peptidyl-prolyl isomerization.
CGAUUUCACUAUCCCUUUUCCAGUCCGCCUAGCUACUUACAUCUCAUCUCAUACUCUUCAGUACCGCCUCGUUGACAUCGUAAUGGCUUCUACGACACAACGUCCUAUCGUCUUCAUGGACAUCAACAUCGGUGAAACCCCAGCAGGUCGCAUCAAGAUGGAACUCUUCAGCGAUAUCGUACCCAAAACGGCCGAGAACUUCCGGCAACUAUGCACUGGGGAGUGCAGACGCGAUGCGCGUCCACAAGGAUAUAAAAAUGGGACUUUCCACAGUGUCCCCAAUUUCAUGUGCCAAGGUGGAGACUUUAUCAAGGGCGACGGGACUGGAUCCUUCUCGAUAUAUGGGACCAACUUCCCCGACGAGAAUUUCCAGGAAAAACAUACUGGUCCUGGUCUGCUGUCCAUGGCGAACUCAGGACCAAACACCAAUGGCUGCCAGUUUUUCAUCACUACGGCUAAGUGCGACUUCCUUGACGGAAAGCAUGUCGUCUUCGGAAAAGUCAUAGACGGCAUGCUCACGCUACGCAAGAUUGAGAACGUUCCGACUGGUCCCAACAAUAGACCCAAACUGGUCGUGAAAAUAACAGAAUGUGGGGAGAUGUGAGAUGAGAUUGUCGCUGAAUCUCUUAGAACUCAGGCAAUAGCAGAAAAUAUGUGAUACGCACAGAAUUGUAUGAACUUGCCUGCAUCCCAUAUCCAUUUGCGAUUGCUUGUACUCAAUCGU